ACCCCAUCGUGUAUAUACAUGUAUAUAUACAGUAUCGGGAAUCCCAUAUCGUAGCUCGCGGGGGCGCCGCCGCAAGGCGCGAGUGUAGCAGUUUCGAUGACGUAGGAGAGAAAGAGCGCAAAAGAGAGCGAGAGAAGGGGGCUGCCGCUGCACGCCGGCGCAGGACUAGGACGGGAGCGCUCGCAGUCAAUUCGGGGCGUUCGCGGGCUGCCUGCUCGACAUCAUCAGAAGAGAGUAGUAGACCGCACGCGAUGGGGCGGCUGGGCUUUAACUUUCUACGACUCAAGGAGCGAAAAAAGGAUGUCGAGGCCGGGGCCACUCGCACCGGCUCCCAGAACGAGAGCGCCGAGCUCGACGAAUUCGUCCAGGCGAUCGAGGAAAAGAACAGGCAAAUCAAAAGCAUACGAAUACUCUUGGUAUCUUCACUGACACUAAUCAUUGUACUGGGUGCUUACAUUAUUUUCACACAACCACGAACUUUCCGCAAAAGUACGAGCUCUGAAGAUGCAGCUGACACCGAGCUAAGCAAACUUCAAGAAUUAAAUAAGCAGUAUUCUAAUAAAAUAACUGACCAAGAAGCACAAUUGCGAGCUAUGAAUUCAUAUAAACUUAAUUUAGAGGCUCUAAGGCAGAAAAUUAAAAGAGAUGAAAACCACAAGGACGAAGCAAAGGAAAAUUAUGUUUCAUUAAAUAACAGAUUCGAUUCAUUACAGAAUGAAUACAACGAUUUGAAAAAAUCGUAUCUGCAACUUUUAAAUGAAAAUGCGGAGUCACGGCUAGAGUUUUCAGAUGAAAUUAAGGAUUCGAUGCCACAAGAUGAACUUAAUACUAAUGCAGAAUUAAAUGAUUUUUCAAAGCUGGUAGACGAAAUAGAAAAGGCGAAUGGCAUGGCGUAUCCGGAUCUGUGGAGAAGAAUCAGUGAGCUUUCCUAGUCAUUGAAUGAAAAUAUCGUUUUUCAACUAAACCUAUAAAAGAUAUUACAUUGUAUGUAUAUUAAACAAAAAAUAAAGUAUAUUCUACUAUGAUGUUAAUCAGGGGAUAAAACAUUUCUGUAUGCAAGAGGAAAAUAAUUUUAAAUGUUGGAUUUUGUUAGUUACAAAGAUUUAAUAUCAUAUAACCGUUCCAUUUCAUCUGGAACGUGAAUUAUGAAAGUUAAAGUUAUUUGCGCCAAUAUUUUAAAGUUAUGAAAAUAAUUAGAUUUCAUACUUUUUAUAUGAUAAAAAAAAUUGUUCAUAUAAGUUAAAGUCUUUAAUUUUAGUAUGAAUAAAGUGUGAUCAUGAUAUGAUGCCUCUUGAUAGCAGAAAUAUUUCAUUCAGUGAUAUAUACGUUUAGUCAAUUGUCAACAACGGAAGAAAUAGAUAAAAGUAUAAGCUCACAAGAUUAUUUUAAAUAUAUAUUUUCUAUAAGAAUUUAUGCAAGUGUAACAUAUCUAGCAUUAGAGAAAAGCGAUUAUUAUUUUUUGUAUUCACCAAAAAUCAUAUAUUAAAAAAUAAAUGUUAUUUUUUAAAUGUAAAAAUAAAGAAUCUAUAAAGGAUGUAACAAAUGGAAAAAAUAAAAGUGUACUAUUGUACUUUUGAUAAU
Nasonia vitripennis (jewel wasp) is the source of this 1581-nucleotide messenger RNA. RefSeq lists its product as uncharacterized. The coding region runs from base 252 to 932 and encodes 226 amino acids. The transcript has 5 exons. The record is from RefSeq and is a predicted model, not a curated record. Lineage: Eukaryota; Metazoa; Arthropoda; Insecta; Hymenoptera; Pteromalidae.